Molecule: messenger RNA, 1964 nt
Organism: Paramecium sonneborni
Lineage: Eukaryota; Ciliophora; Oligohymenophorea; Peniculida; Parameciidae
Source: the annotation of a GenBank genome assembly
AUGUAAUAAUCCCUUUUUCAUAAUAUUCGCUAAUUUGUCUUACACUUUGAUAUGUUCGGAUAACCUCCCACCUUUAGAAUUUUGGGAAAAUAGAAAUACAAUUCAAUUUUAGGAGCGUUUUUGACAAUAGGAACACUAUUCUUUGCUUUCGCUUAUUUUGUGGUUGGUGUAUAAGAGUUAGUGGCUAAAGAUUCACCAAAUGUAAUACAAACAGAAAGACAAGUAAUUGAAACAUCAGUAUUAUUUUGAUAUAUCUAGCCAUUUAAACUAAAUAGAAACAACUUUACACUUGCUAUAACAUUAGCAGACCUCAAUAGUCAACCUUUAACAACUAUAAAUAAGUUUUUUACUAUCCAACUUAAAAAUUGUUAAACCACUAGAAUCUAUAAUGAGACAACCUAGACUUCAAAUGUAACAAGAAAGUAAAUAAUAUUUUAAAGUAGUUGUACAAAUAUCCCCUUAGAAGCUUGUACAAAAGAUCAUUUUUUAUCUGAAACUUAAAUUGACUAUUUUUCCAGAAUUAGAUUAGGCUCUGUACAAUGCAUACAAAAGGAUUAUUGGGAUAAUUAUCCACCUGUAAUAAAAGUUAUUUUAUUAUUUAUAAAGAUAUUAUAAGGAAUUAAGACAAGCCCAAUAUAUUCUUCUUUGACCGUGACUGUUUCAGUUUGUAAAAAUUCAACUAAUAAAACGGAUUGUGCACCAAUUGAAGAUAUUAAAAAGUAACUUAGUUCUGGAUUUUAUGCAGUUCAUUUAAGUGAUUCAUUACUAUAAAUGAAUAGAGCUGUAAAUAUGUCAUUAGAUGUCAUAAACAUUUAAUACUAUACAUUUUCAAUUACCACAUCUAAAAAUAUAUUUUAGUAAUUUAAAUUGAUAGAAACCAAAACAGAUUCUGGAUUAGUUUUUUAGGAUAUAUCUGAUUAAUAAGUUUUGAUUUAAGAUACCUUAAGAGAAUCGACAGACUUAUAUAAUAGUGAUUAUUUAGUUUUACAUAAUAUAAAUCUAAGCUCUAAGUAUAGCGAAUACUAAAGAUCAUAUGUCAAAAUUUAGGCUAUUUUAAGCAGAGUUGGAGGCUUAUAUUAAAUGAUAUUUUUAAUAUUAGCUGCUUUUUUAAAACCGUUAGUCCAAUUAAUGUUAGAUAUUGAUAUGGCAAAUGAGCUUUUUAAAUUUGGCUGUUAAAAUAACAACAAAGAUAAAUCAAUUAUGGCUGAUGAUAAAGUGCUUGAUAUUAAGGCUGGAAUCAUCAGAAGUAGGAGAAAACUAUUAUCGCCAAGAGAAACUGGAAGAUUAAAUAGUGAACCUAAUCAAGAAAUUAUUAUGGUAAUGAAUAUUGAUUAAAUCAUUAUUAGAAUGAAAACAUAAAUGAAAUUUUAAAAAAAAGAAAUCAAAUUGAUCCCACAAUUAAAUAAAUAAUAUGGAUAUAUAUUGGUUGCGAUAGAGAAAAAAAAAAAAUGUUAAAUAUUGCUAAAGAAAAAUACAUGGAGAAAUUAGAUUUAAAAUUAAUCAUUUAGAAACUAUAUUAGAUUGACUAACUUAAAGAUAUAAUUUUAACAGAAGAAUAAAAGAAAUUAUUCAAAUAUUUACCGAAGCCAAAUAUAAUUUAAGAUUUAGAAAAAGCUAAAUGUUUAGAUUUAAAUAAGAAAAGUUAGUAAUUGGAAUCUAAAGCAAUUUAGGAAGCAUUUGAAGCAUAUGAAAAAGUGGUAUCUUAAGGUUAAAAAUCAGUGGUUAAUUUAUAACUAAUUUAAUCAUUAGACCCAGAUAUUUAGAUACUUUUUUAAUCAAUUUAAAAGAGCUAAGCUAUGUAAAACUAAUUCUUAAAUGAACUACCUUUGAAUUAAUCUAAAUUCAGAUUGGAGGGUGGUGAUUUAGCAGAAUGCUAAUCAAUAUAUCAAGAAUGUAUUACUAUUCCUCAAAAAAUAUAUACAUAAUUUCCUAAAAGAAUGAAUAAAUAAAAUGAAACAUAAUGA